Molecule: messenger RNA, 1955 nt
Organism: Mustela lutreola (European mink)
Lineage: Eukaryota; Metazoa; Chordata; Mammalia; Carnivora; Mustelidae
Gene: CALHM3
Product: calcium homeostasis modulator 3
Exons: 3
Coding region: 179-1207 (342 amino acids)
Molecular function (GO): monoatomic cation channel activity
Source: RefSeq, a predicted model, not a curated record
GCCGAGCCCCAGGAGUCUGGGCUGAGAGCUGACUGUCACCCCUUCCUUGCCCCCUCAGGCCCUUGGAAGACAAGCCCCCAGGCUUGUCCCCAGAAGUAUCUGGAUUUGCCUGGGAAGGCGGCCAAAGCCUCAGUGCUCUCCCAGGCCCACGGCUGCCCACCCCCGCGAGGCCGAGGCUAUGGAAAAGUUCCGCAUGUUCUUCCAGCACUUCCAGUCCAGCUCAGAGUCCGUGAUGAAUGGCGUCUGCUUGCUGCUGGCCGCGGUCACGGUCAAGAUGUAUUCCUCCUUCGACUUCAACUGCCCCUGCCUGGCGCGCUACAAUGCCCUCUACGGCCUGGGCCUGCUGCUCACACCCCCGCUCGCCCUCUUCCUCUGCGGCCUCCUUGCCAACCGGCAGUCCGUGGUGAUGGUUGAGGAGUGGCGCCGGCCUGCGGGGCAGCGGAGGAAGGAUCCGGGCAUCAUCAGGUAUAUGUGCUCCUCUGUGCUGCAGAGGGCACUGGCCGCCCCCCUCGUCUGGAUCCUCCUGGCCCUCCUUGAUGGGAAGUGCUUCGUGUGUGCCUUCAGCAGCUCCGUGGACCCCGAAAAGUUUCUGGACUUUGCCAACAUGACCCCCAGCCAGGUGCAGCUCUUCCUGGCCAAGGUGCCCUGCAAGGAGGAUGAGCUGGUCAGGGACAGCCCCGCUAGAAAAGCAGUGUCCCGCUACCUACGGUGCCUGUCCCAGGCCAUCGGCUGGAGUCUCACCCUGCUACUGAUCAUCGUGGCCUUCCUGGCCCGCUGCCUGAGACCUUGCUUCGACCAGACAGUCUUCCUGCAGCGCAGAUACUGGAGCAACUACGUGGACCUGGAGCAGAAGCUCUUCGACGAGACGUGCUGUGAGCAUGCGCGGGACUUCGCCCACCGCUGCGUGCUGCACUUCUUCGCCAGCAUGCAGAGCGAGAUGCGGGCGCGCGGGCUGAGCCGGGACGCCGCGGGCAGGGGCCGCGAGCCACCCGAGAUGCCCAGCGGCCUGUACGGCGACGGAAGCAGGAAGGCCCACCUGCGGGCCGUUUCUAGCCGGGAGCAGGUGGAUCGCCUCCUGAGCACGUGGUACUCCAGCAAACCGCCGCUCGACCUCGUGGCAUCCCCGGGGCUCUGGGCGCGUGGCCUCAACCAUCGCGCUCCCACGGUGGCCCCAGGCACCAGGCUGUCUCAGCAUACUGAUGUGUAGGGACCCCAGCAGUGUCCCCAUGUGAAGUCCCCGCCCUGGCAACGGCCUGGGGGUUUCCAGGUUGUGGAGAUGCCGAGGCAGGACAACCUAACCCUUGCUGGCUUGCUUCCUCAAAAUAGCCCAGUCUCUGGCCCACUUUCAGGGUGUGGCCUCCCGUGUGCUCUCAAGCAGUGCUUCGCAAACUUUAGGCUGCUCACUGUUCUCCCUAACUCUUGCUAAAUGCAGGUUCUGAUUUGGUGCGUCUAGGAUUGGGUCCAAGACUGCCCUUCUGUCAGGUUCCCAGGGGAUACUGAACUUGUGAACUAGCAAGAGUCUGAGUAGAUCUGCCUGUGGAUUCUGGAUCCUAGAUGUACAGAUUCUAAAUUUGAAAUAAUAAUAUAAUAACAUCUAACAGGUGUCAGUGGUGCUUACUACAUGUUCUAAGGUCUUUCCCUAUAUAACUCAUUUGAGCCUCAUGAUAAUUCAAUGAAGUAGGAUGAUUAUUAGCCCCAUUUUAGAAGAGAAAACUGAGGCCAAAAGUGAUUAAGUUGCCUGGGGUCACCCAGGAGUAGGAGCUGGAAUUUGAUCCCAGGAGGCCUGUCUAGCUAUACUCCUGGGCCCGCUAUAGAGAGUGUGUGUAUUGGUUUUCACCCCUCUGGUUAGGCUUCCUGUAGCUUCCACCAAGUUUCUCUAUAAGCAAGCGCUAGCAAGCUCCAGGUGUGUGGAAUUUGGACCGGCUCUGAAAAUCCAGAUGGAGUGGACCCAGACA